Messenger RNA from Ochotona princeps (American pika), 954 nucleotides. RefSeq lists its product as uncharacterized. NCBI's taxonomy places the organism in Eukaryota, Metazoa, Chordata, Mammalia, Lagomorpha, Ochotonidae. The transcript has a single exon. Bases 36 to 881 code for a protein of 281 amino acids. The record is from RefSeq and is a predicted model, not a curated record.
CGAAGCUGCAAAGCUUGAUCUGUGCAGCUGGGACGAUGUCUAGACGCCAGGUGAGCCGCCCGAACACUCACAACUGCUUGAACCACCCCAACAGCACGUCCUUUGCAGCCCCAGCUCCAAGCUGGACCCUGAGCUCCAACCUGAAUGGGACCAAUUACCUCAAGCGCCCACGCACCCCAAGUGGCUCCGAGUUCAGCAGCUGCAGUAGCUACUCGGAUCGAUCCUUCCACCCUAGCUCCCCCAGACUCCAACUACAGAAGAUCUGCAUGGGCCAGCCCUACAACUCUAAGUGCGUGGAAACUAGUCCCCUGGCCAAUUAUCCCAACGUGACCAAAAAGCCCACCUAUCACAGCAAUCCCAACUGCCUGCUCUGCACAGAUGGUCCCUCAGGUCCCUCCAGUCCCACAUUCCUGGACCAGCUCAUCAAAGGUAUCAACUACCUGGACCGCUCCACCAACUCCUACAACAGCGGCCCCAAGUCUCUGAGCCUGCCCAGGCUUGCCGCCAACUACCUGGAACGCGCCGCCAAUUCUCUUUACCUGGACCACCUGGAACACUCUCCACCACGCAGUUACUCCACCCCCAAUGCCAGUGCACCCUGCCCCGACACCAGUGCCCCCAGCACCUGCAUAAUGUCAUCCCCCAGAGGUGCCAGCAUCCCACAGUGCCUGGGUGAACCCAGCAGUGUGAGUUGUCAGCGCCAGCCUCCUUCCCGGAGCCUCAACCCUUUGCUCCCCCAGAGGUCAGGUAUAAAACUGCCAGAGCUCCCUUUGUUUGGUAAUGGGCUCUUUUCCUUAAGCAGAUUACCCAAGGUCUGGGAAGCAAUCCGCUCAGGCUGGAGUGCCCCCGAGCCCAUCCCCAAACCCUCUAGCUGGUGGUGAUCCAAACUUCCGCCAUGAGAUGGACAUGUGUCCAACCUGCCAGUUAUGGAAAAUAAAUUGUGGCAAAAUGCUC